AUGAAGAAGAAGGAGGGAUUCGCUUGGACUGCCGAAUGCCAACAAUCGUUUGAGGAGUUGAAACAGUACCUCUCAACGCCCCCAGUGUUGUCUACCCCCCAGGUGGGCGAGCCUUUAUUCUUGUAUCUCGCCGCCUCAGCCAAAAGCAUCACCGUGCGCAAGCUGGCACCCUAUUUCCAAGCCCAUACCGUUCGAGUUUUGACAGACCAGCCGCUCGGAAGCGUGCUAAGAAACCCCUUGUCCUCCGGCCGACUUGUAAAGUGGGCCGUAGAGUUGACUCAGUACGGGAUUGAGUACCAACCCCGGCCUUCCAUUAAGGGUCAAGCCUUGGCCGACUUCCUGGUCGAAUGCACCGCAAGUGAGGAGGAAAAAGAACACGCCUCGGAGAGCUGCCCAGGCGAGUGGUGGGAAAUGCACACGGACGGAGCAUCGAGUCGACAGCACUGUGGAGGCGGUGUCAUGCUCAUCACUCCGGAAGGAUUCCGGCUAUAUUACGUUCUGAGAUACCGGUUCUCGACAUCAAAAAAUCAGGCCGAGUACGAAGCGGUAUUAAACGGCAUCCGACUCGCCAAGGCCCUAGGAGUCGAGCGGCUGCGAAUCAAGACUGACUCCAGACUGGUAGUCGGACAGAUCUCGGGUGCGUGUGAAACUAAGAAUGCGAGGAUGGUACUAUACAAAGAGCGUGCGGUCGAAAUAUUAAAAGGGUUCGGGGCUUACGAGAUAGAGUACAUACCUCGAGCGGACAACAUGGAAACUGACUUAUUGUCCAAAAUUGCCCUGGAAGGGGUACCGGACCACCUGAUAAAAAUUUGCCAGAAGGAGGAGCUACAUCGGCCGAGUGUUGGAGAGACACCACCGGAAGUCCAGCAAGUAGAUAUCGAGGAAUGGGAUCGAGGAAAAAAUCCCGAAAUGUUCUGGAUAGAGGAUAUCCGGCGAUUCGUAGAAAAAGGCGAGUUGCCGGAGGACCCGGGAGUCGCCGCGAGAGUUCGACGAAAAGCCCCUUCCUUCCGGAUCGUCGACGGACAGCUAUACAAACGGUCGUUCGGAGGACCCUUACUAAAGUGCCUGCUUAGACCUGAGGCCGAGAAAAUAAUGGACGAGGCUCAUAGAGGCAUUUGUGCCGCGCACCAGGGCGCCCACACGCUCGCCCGGAAGCUAGUCGUCCAGGGGUAUUAUUGGCCGACCAUGAUGCGAGACUACGUCGAACGGGUGUCCAGGUGCGGCGUCUGUCAAGCAUUCGCCAGGAAGAACACCCGACCGGCCACCUUUUAUACACCGGUCACCACUGCUAUCCCCUUCGCCAAGUGGGGAAUAGACUUGUUGGGGCCAUUGCCCGUCGCCCCGGGAGGUCUGAAGUUUUGCGUCGUGGCUAUCGACUAUUUCACCAAAUGGGUCGAGGCGGAACCAUUGGCUACCAUCACUGAGUACCAAUGUCGACGUUUUCUGUGGAAAAGGGUGAUAUGUCGCUUCGGCCUGCCCGAGCACAUCGUCAGCGACAGUUUGACUGCCAGGCCUUCGCCGACUUCUGCCGCCGACACGAUAUCAAGCAUACCAAGGUAUCGGUGGCGUACCCACAAGCCAAUGGGCAGGUCGAGAAUGUGA
Ipomoea nil (Japanese morning glory) is the source of this 1602-nucleotide messenger RNA. RefSeq lists its product as uncharacterized. Lineage: Eukaryota; Viridiplantae; Streptophyta; Magnoliopsida; Solanales; Convolvulaceae. Gene Ontology annotation, molecular function: nucleic acid binding; RNA-DNA hybrid ribonuclease activity. The transcript has 2 exons. Gene Ontology annotation, biological process: DNA integration. The record is from RefSeq and is a predicted model, not a curated record. The coding region runs from base 1 to 1602 and encodes 533 amino acids.